Sordaria macrospora k-hell is the source of this 3207-nucleotide messenger RNA. RefSeq lists its product as uncharacterized. The record is from RefSeq and is a predicted model, not a curated record. NCBI's taxonomy places the organism in Eukaryota, Fungi, Ascomycota, Sordariomycetes, Sordariales, Sordariaceae.
AUGGAGAUUAAUAACAAGAGACCUGUUCAUCAUCCCCGACAAAUUCGCAAGUUCCUCCAUGUUCUUUGGGAGCUUCAAACACACAGUCGACCUCUCCCACCCUACAUGGUUCUGGCAGCAAAGCACCUCCUCCGCACCACCAAGCUUUGCAACUAUGUCACCGUUGUCGUCGAGUCGAGUGACUCCUUCAGGCCACUCGACACAUAUCUCGACUCCUGUCCCGUCUUCCUCUUCUCACAGUUGAAGGCCCAACAUCUAACAGAAGGUCCUAGCGUUUGCAUACCCACUCUACCAGUUCCGGCUCUUAUCCUGCCGUAUCUGCCAACUGCCGACGAAGACCCGAGUCUCUAUCCGACACUCUUCAGGUGGCAUUGUGCCGUUCGACACCGCACAUACCACGUGUUUGCGUUCAUCAAGGUCAACAUGUCUGGACGCAGGUACACGAUCGAGGAGCUGAAGGAGCUCCACCAGCCAUCUAUCGGCAGCAACAUUAUCCGAGGCUCGGGAAGCGAAUCAUCCGACAACAAAUUGUAUUUGGCCCACAAACCAAGGCACUGGGACGAAUCGUCGGUGGCUUCCGAGGAGGUCUUAUUCAAGGGCAACGCCAGUCGUCGCGCUCACCGCGAGGCAACUCGUGAUCUUCAUCGCGACAAGAUCAAUCAACCCGUUCGAGAGCCAAUGCGUGAGGCCGAGCACCUUCACAUUGCCACUCAGUUUGCGGAGGAUCCCAAGUCUUCAAACGACGGCGCUUGGGUGUACCGUGGUCGCAGCGACUCGGACGUUGCCUCAGCUGAGCCCAUCUCGGCUCCUGGAGGCAAAGUGACCCAAGCCAACGAAGGUUUCAAGCGGUUCUACAAAGCCGUUGUGUCACCUACCCACGUUCGGGUCACUGCCGGAGGACGUAUUGUUCCCAACACUCGCGGUCCGCCCUCACCGACUGCCAAGCGCUCCAAGGAGAGCGGUCUCAACGAGAACCAGGGACUUUCCGACAAGACUGUCCAGUCCAAGCCAUCUCUGGGUCAGAUGCCCUUCACCCAGCCUUUCCCAGUCAUUGCGCCAUACUUCCCGGGCUGUCCACCUGGCUUCCAAGCUCUCCCCGCUGGCAUGCCGUUCAUGCCCAUGCCCUACGGUCAACUUCCUCCUGGAUUCCAAUUCAUGCCUCAGGCUUUCAACUCUGCCGGUAUGGCCCAGAUGUCGCAGAAUAGCAUGGCAAACAACAAAGACAUCAACAGUGCGCAGCCAGCUGGUUCGCAGGCUCAGACUGCUACCCCGGGUGACAAGAACGACAAGGUCAAGAUUACUCCUCCCGAGUUCUUUGACCCGAGCAAGCCUUUCAUGUUCAAUGGCCAAUACUUCAUGCCCACCCCACCUGGCCCGACGGGAAACCAAAUGGCUGUACCUUCCAUGGUUGGUGUCCCUUCCGGCGUGACGGGUAUGACUGGACAUAUGAUGCAACAAUUUCCUGGCAGACCUGGUGGCGUCAUGGGCGCCUUCUCCAUGUCCAACCAGGGAGUUCAAGGCUCAGCCGGUGUUCCUGGCAUGAACCAUCAGGGCUUCUCGGUUGCCAACUACAAGCCACCUCCGAUUCCCCCGGUUAUUUCCUCCAUUAAGCCGAGCGAUAUUACCAGGAAGCAGAUUGCCGGCUUCAAGCAGUCUCUCAAGUACCAUGAGGACCAGCUUCAGUACAACCGUCACCAGAUUGACGAGAAAGAGAUGGAGUCCGCCAUCCAAAACUAUCGUGCUCUCAUCCAACGCUUUGAGGUCAAGCUCAAGACCGAGCUCGAGUAUGAGCAGUCGAUUCUUGGCCAAUCCGAGCUCAAGGACAAUGCCACUACCGGAUCUCAAACCCCGAAGGCUUCCAAGGUGGACAACAAGCCUGCUGCUGCUGCUGAUAGCAGGAGCUUUUCUCAACCCAUGCAACCCAUGUCAUCUCUGACCGAGAGCCAGUUGAACUCCAAGUUCAACAACAAUGCUCCCAGUGAAUUCACCGACGAUGAUGAUUCGCAGUCGGACACGACCCAUCGCAAGGACUAUGGCGAGAUCAGGAUGAAGUUCGAUCCUGAGGACUCCAUGACUUUUGAGGAAUUCCAGAAGAUGACUGCGAAUCUGCCUCCUGCGGCCGCCAUGGCUCCGUCUUUCUACCCUGGCCGCUUUCGUUCGCUCUCUGAGCUAGAGAGGGCUAGGAUGGAAUCUGACAGACGCCUGUGUGGCAUGCCCAUUGAGGAUCCGAUUCCGCCCCCUCCCAUUGACUAUGUGGAAGGUUCUCAGUCUCAUUUUCUCGGCGUUCCCAGCCGUGAGAAUCUGAGCUCCUCCGGCAACAAGUCGAGCACGGCCGGUUCACACUACGGCGUCCCUUACCUGCUUGGAACCCUUCCCAAGAACGUCGAUCCUCGCCAUGCCACCUCUAAAGAUUACGUGUACAGCAGACCCUUGACCCAGGAUGAGAUGCGCGCUCGCUUCCUUUUCCAAAACAACGCUCCCAAGGAUAUCAGCAAGGGCUUACCCAGAUACGAUGGAAAGCACUUUUACCCUGUUGCUUCCUCUACCGUUGCCGAGUCCACUGUCGCCGGCAGCCCCCAGAUGCGUUCGCCUCGUUCUGGCGGUACUGCUAGGCCCGACGAGUACCGUCUCACCCGCUCCGACCCUUUCAGGCCCUGCACACCAUUCCACAGGGGUGCACCUGCUUCGACCUUGGGCGACGAGGAUGACUACGAUACCAAGGGAUAUGAUUCCAGGAUGUACAGUCAGUCCGAUAACAUUCAGCCUCACAUUGAGGGAUUCCACUCUCGCGAGCCGACUGCCACCUACGAGUCUCGCGAGAGCAGCCUCGACGCCCAUUCGAUGGCUCUCCAAGAUCGUCAGGCCGAGAAUGUGUCUGGCGGUGCCAAGCUCUGGCCAGACAUGUUGAAGAAGAGCGGUACCAGCAGUGCCUUGUCUUCGGCGACCGCAACCGGUUGGCUGCCUCAGUAUCAGACUUCCACGAUGAUGUCUUUCCCUCCCAGCAGCGAUCGUUCCCACAGAGUUGUUCCUUCUCCGGACAAUGAUUGCAGUGAUGGAGGCGCGAUGCUCACUCCUGUUCCCGAAAAGCGUGGAGAGAAUCGUCCCCUUCAGCAUGUCAGCUCUCUGGAUGAUCAGUUCAAGAAUGUUACCAUCGAGGCGUCUGAUCGUCGCAACAUGAGCAAGAUUCCCGCUCCCUUCAACCUCUAA